Molecule: messenger RNA, 2548 nt
Organism: Lycium barbarum (goji berry)
Lineage: Eukaryota; Viridiplantae; Streptophyta; Magnoliopsida; Solanales; Solanaceae
Product: serine/threonine-protein kinase PBL27
Exons: 5
Coding region: 381-1916 (511 amino acids)
Biological process (GO): protein phosphorylation
Molecular function (GO): ATP binding; protein kinase activity
Source: RefSeq, a predicted model, not a curated record
UUUUGUUUAUUUUUACCAAAACCCCUCACUUAAAUUAUUUUUAUUUCCUUAUAUAUUCACACACACAAUAUAUAUAACCAAUAAAAUCCAAUAUAUAUAUUUAUAAUAAAAACCAAAGAAAAAUUGUCUUUCUUUAACCAUCAGUUUCUUCAAUUUGUUGAUCUACUUUGUCUGAAAUGUGUAGCUGUUGAUCUUUGUUCUUGAAAAGCUUAUUUGGGUCACUGAUGAGUGGCUCAUGGCUUAAGAAUAUCUUUAGGAAAAUUCCAGAAAGGUAAAGUUGGAAUUUUUCUAAAAUGGGGUUUUCUUGAAAAGGUGAAAUCUUGAUUCUAUAAAUAGAAUUUUGUGAAGUGGGGUUGUUUUUGAUUUGUGUGGAUUUGAUUAUGGAUGGGUGUUUUCCUUGUUUUGGAUCAUCAAACAAGGAAAGUGGAAAUGGUGUUAAAGAAGUGGUAAAAAAAGAGUCUUUUAAGGAUGGUUCUGCUGCUCAAUCUAUCCAUUUGAGCAAAGUUAAUUCAGAUAAAUCAAAGUCUCGUGGAAGUCAUGAUCCUAAGAAAGAUCCGGCCAUUCCAAAAGAUGGGCCAACAGCACAUAUUGCUGCGCAGACAUUCACAUUUCGUGAGCUUGCUGCUGCAACGAAGAAUUUUAGGCCAGAGUGUUUGCUUGGUGAAGGUGGGUUUGGACGUGUUUACAAAGGUCGGCUGGAAAGCACCGGACAGGUGGUUGCUGUUAAACAGCUUGACCGCAAUGGUCUUCAAGGGAAUAGGGAAUUUUUGGUGGAGGUUCUGAUGCUUAGCCUACUACAUCAUUCAAAUCUCGUCAACCUGAUUGGUUAUUGUGCAGAUGGGGACCAACGCCUCCUUGUUUACGAGUUUAUGCCAUUGGGUUCUUUAGAAGAUCAUUUACAUGAUCUCCCACCUGAUAAAGAACCAUUGGACUGGAAUACAAGGAUGAAGAUUGCAGCUGGUGCAGCGAAGGGUUUAGAAUAUCUGCAUGACAAAGCCAACCCUCCUGUAAUAUAUCGAGACCUAAAAUCUUCCAAUAUACUUCUUGAUGAAGGAUAUCACCCUAAAUUAUCAGAUUUUGGGCUUGCUAAACUGGGCCCUGUUGGCGACAAGACUCAUGUGUCUACACGUGUGAUGGGCACAUAUGGUUACUGUGCUCCUGAAUACGCAAUGACAGGUCAACUCACAUUGAAAUCUGAUGUGUACAGUUUUGGGGUUGUCUUCCUUGAGCUGAUUACAGGCCGCAAGGCAAUUGAUAACACACGGUCCCAUGGGGAGCAUAAUCUUGUUGCCUGGGCUCGACCACUUUUCAAGGAUCGGAGGAAGUUCCCAAAAAUGGCAGAUCCACUACUGCAAGGGCGUUACCCAAUGCGAGGACUUUACCAAGCUUUGGCUGUGGCAGCAAUGUGCUUGCAAGAACAAGCAUCUACUAGACCUUUAAUAGGGGAUGUUGUGACAGCUUUAACAUAUUUAGCCUCCCAAACGUAUGACCCUAAUGCACAAAGUAACCGUGUUGGUUCAUCCACUCCAAGGAGCAGGGAGGAUAGACUGCAGUCAGUUGAUGGAGUAGAUAGUCCUGAUGAACAUUGCAGUGUUCACCAUGGUUCUCCUUCCAUCCAGAGGAAUUCUCCUGAUUCCAGGAAAAGAGAUUCCGCCAGGGAUUUCAAUACUGGGAUAGAGUUGAGGAAAAUUGCAACUAGUGGUGGAUCUGGUCGUAAGUGGGGUUUGGAUGAAUCAGAACGUCCUGAUUCUCAAAAAAACAGCCCAGUCAGUGCAGGUAGAAAUCGAGAAACCCCAAGGAACCGGGAUCUAGACAGGGAACGUGCAGUUGCUGAAGCAAAGGUAUGGGGCGAAAACUGGAGGGACAAAAAGAAGACAAAUGCAAGAGGUAGUAGUUUUGAUGGGAUAAAUGAUUGAUUUGCCCCAAAAUAUAUGUUGCAAGGAUUUCUAGGAAUAUAGAUUUUGGUCGUCAUGAUGCAAACAGGAGGUACUGCAGUUGCAUAAUCAUUGGGUUCUUGGUUUUCCAUACUCAGUUUGGAAGUAAGAGUCUUAUCCUACUUUCUGUGGUUGCUCAUUGAAGGUAAUUCAUUCAUGUUCAAUGUAAACUUAGAUGUUUCAGCUGUUGUGGUUGAAGGAAAUACUGUUAAAAUGAGAGGGAAAGCAGCUCAAUGGUUCAAUGUGGGGCUAGAGUUGGGGGAUAAAUGGUAGCUGCAUUGUGAUAACGUGUUAAUCCUAUGUGUUAUGGGGUUUCUAGAGUUUAUGGUACAGGAGUCGUGGGGAACAUAUCUAACUUUCGCUUCUUUAUGUGUUCUUUGUAUGGAGGAACUUGGUGGAUAUGGUUUCGGAUGUCCCUUGUAAUUCCAUUGUUUCACCUUGUAUUCUGUUGUAGUUCCCAUCUGUAAGGAUUUCCGAGUCUCGCGUUUUGGCUUUUAUAGAAAAGGGGUUUGAGUACCAUGCCAUGUCUCAUGAAAUGAACUACUGUAUAUUUUGGGUCAGCAGCUUUGAGGCUCAAACUGAAAUCUCGCUUUUAGAAGGAUUUGUUUAAUGAG